This is a messenger RNA of Symsagittifera roscoffensis, 7430 nucleotides long. RefSeq lists its product as uncharacterized. NCBI's taxonomy places the organism in Eukaryota, Metazoa, Xenacoelomorpha, Acoela, Convolutidae. Gene Ontology annotation, molecular function: glutamate synthase (NADH) activity; FMN binding; iron-sulfur cluster binding. Bases 42 to 6257 code for a protein of 2071 amino acids. The record is from RefSeq and is a predicted model, not a curated record. The transcript has 4 exons.
CAGAUUGCUGGUUCUUCAGAUUUUAUCCAUCUAAUUGAACCAUGGCUUGCAAGUGGUGUCACAGUCAACUGUUUCCUUCGGAUGAUCCCGAAAAACUGAACGAUGAAAACCCGAACUUUGGAAUGUAUUGUCCCAAAGAAGAGAAGGACGCGUGUGGUGUUGGAUUUGCUGUGGAUAUCAAUGGAGAGCCGCAUCGCCAUAUUGUGGACUCGGCUAGGACGAUUCUGGAAAGAAUGGAACAUCGAGGAGGAGUGGGAUGUGACAACGAAACAGGAGACGGAGCUGGAAUUCUGGUGUCUAUUCCGCAUCACUUCUACAAAUACUUGCUCAUGCAGGAGUACAAAGUGGUUCUACCAGAAGCAGGAAGGUAUGCCACCGGAAUCAUUUUCCUAGACAGACUCGAGAGGUCCAGGAAUCAAUGCAUGAACCACUUCAAAGAACUCAUAGCUGAAUGUGAUUUAAACAUACUUCACAUCAGACAAAUGCCGACAAACAACUCAUGUUUGGGGAAUACUGCACGAUCUGCUGAGCCGCAUAUUAUUCAGGUGUUCCUAACUGCCCAGGAUCCGACCGAUGAUUUCGAGAAGAAUGUGUACCUACUGAGGAAGCAGGCAACGCAUCAAGUUCCGGGUCCGCACAACUUGCGAUUCUACAUUUGCAGUUUGUCUACUUCAACAAUCACUUACAAGGGUUUGUUCACGUCUUUCCAACUGUUUCAGUAUUAUCCAGACCUGAUGAGUCCAAAUUUCAAGUCCAAACUGGCACUGGUUCACAGUCGCUUUUCAACUAAUACCUUCCCUUGCUGGGAACGAGCUCAUCCCCAACGUAUGCUUUGUCACAAUGGAGAAAUAAACACACUUCGGGGAAACGUGAACAGGAUGAGAUCACGUGAAGGAGUAAUGUUCAGUAAAAAGUACGGAAUGUCUCUUCAGAAACUGUUCCCAGUUGUCGAGGCUGAUGUCAGUGACUCGGGUGCAUUUGACAAUGUGAUGGAGUUUAUCCACAACACGAGUGACAGGACUCUGUAUGAGUCUAUUUUAAUGAUGGUACCCGAGGCCUGGGAGCAGGAUCCGAAUAUGGAUCAGAAGCGAAAAGACUACUACCGGUUCAAUUCCUAUGUAAUGGAACCCUGGGAUGGACCUGCCUUGCUUGCCUUCUCGGAUGGACGAUACAUAGGAGCUGUGUUGGAUAGAAAUGGCCUAAGACCUUCGCGUUUCGUUCAAACUACAGACGGCUUCUUGUAUAUGUCAAGUGAAACUGGCGUUGUAGAUAUAGCGCCAGAGAAGGUGGUACUGAAAGGGCGCCUGAAGCCUGGACGGUUGCUUCUUGUCGAUACAGUCAAAAAGAAGUUCUUUGAGGACAGCAGCCAGAAAGCUGAAAUCAAGGAUGAAGUGAGUAACAGAUUCCCGUAUGGAGAGUGGUGUCGACAUGAAAUUCACAUCAACGACAUUCCGCUUCCUGCUGCCGAAGUUAAUGGCCAUGCUAGUCACAUGAUGAACGGACAUUCACGACCGAUAGGGCUAAGUGACAGACGAUUGAUAAGUUUCGGAUACACAAAUGAGAUCAUCAACUUGAUCUUGGCACCGAUGGUCGCUAAUAAGAAAGAAGCACUGGGAUCCAUGGGAAAUGACGCGCCUCUUGCAUGUCUGUCCAAGUUCAAUCCUCCUAUCUAUGAAUACUUCAAACAGCAAUUUGCACAGGUUACGAACCCUCCAAUUGACCCAUUCCGUGAAAAAAUCGUGAUGUCAGCCAGAUGUCCCAUUGGACCAAUGCAGAAUCUUUUAGAACCUUCCGAGGAAUGGAGCAAGAGAAUCGUUUUAGACCAACCAAUUCUGACUGCAAGAGAAGUUGAAGGAAUUAAAGCCCUGACUAAAAAUGAUUACAAAACGGCGACAAUCUCAAUCGUCGUUGAAGCUAAUGAGUAUAUGCUGAAAAGAGAGUUGGAUCGAAUUUGUGCGGAGGCUGCAAAAUUGGUACAAAGUGGUGCGACAUUCUUAAUUUUAAGUGACGAAGGAGUUGGCAAGGAAAAAGUGCCUAUUAGUAGUCUUCUAGCACUAGGAGCGAUUCAUCAACAUCUGAUUCAGAAGAAGCUCAGGUCGAAAACUAGUCUGAUAGUGAAAACUGGAGAAGCGAGAGAAAUGCAUCAUUUCUGUGUCCUGAUUGGAUACGGAGCCGAUGCAGUUUGUCCUUACGUCAUCUUCGAAACUAUGAAUAGAAUCAAAGCUGCGAUCGAUCCGAACCUUACUUCGGAAGAUAUCGAGAAGAAUUUCAAAUACGCUUGCGUUGUCGGGAUCAACAAAGUCAUGGCAAAAAUGGGAAUCAGUACCCUUCAAAGCUAUAAAGGAGCCCAGAUUUUUGAGCCUUUGGGUCUUUCUGAAGAAGUGGUGAAAAAGUGCUUCACUGGGUCUCCAACGCGUCUUGGAGGCUGUGGGUUUAAAGAUUUAGCCAACGAGGCUCUCAGUCGCCACAGCAUUGCAUACAAUCAGUUUGGUCAAUUCGGAGUUGUAAACAACAUCGCAAACAACCCUGGAGUCUAUCACUGGCGUAAAGGUGGCGAGAAACAUCUUAACGAACCAGAGGCAGUAGCAGCGUUGCAAGAGGCUGCAAAAUUAAAUUCCAGAGCUGCCUACAAAAAGUACAGCGAAAUCACUCAGGAAAUGAAUCGUUAUUGCACAAUCAGAGGCCAGUUUUGUCUAGUUCAGCCUAUCCACGGACAGAUUUCAAUUGACGAAGUGGAGCCGGCUGUAAACAUAGUUAAACGAUUCGCAACUGGAGCUAUGAGCCUUGGUAGCAUCUCAGACGAGGCUCACAAAACAUUGGCAGUUGCAAUGAACCGAGUGGGUGGAAAGUCGAAUUCAGGCGAGGGAGGCGAGAUCGAAGUUCGCUUCAUGGAUAACGUGGACUCCUACAAAUCGACCCGAUCUGCAAUCAAGCAGGUGGCCUCGGCUCGGUUUGGCGUCACUUCGGCUUAUCUGAGUCACGCGGAUGACUUGCAAAUCAAAAUGGCACAAGGUGCAAAACCAGGCGAAGGCGGUGAGCUGCCGUACUAUAAAGUGACAGAGGAUAUUGCGGAAGCAAGACACGCAAUUCCAUAUGUGGGGUUGAUUAGUCCCCCACCGCAUCACGACAUCUAUUCGAUUGAAGACCUCGCUCAGUUGAUUUACGAUCUGAAAUGUGCGAAUCCGUAUGCAAGAGUGAGUGUCAAAUUGGUGUCGGAGUUGGGCGUUGGAAUCGUCGCAGCUGGAGUAGCGAAAGGCAAAGCAGACUUGAUUACGAUUUCUGGACAUGACGGAGGAACUGGGGCAAGCAGUUGGACGGGAAUCAAACAUGCUGGGCUACCCUGGGAAAUGGGACUCUCGGAAGCCCAUCAGGUGUUAGUCAGGAACGGACUCAGGUCAAGAGUGCGAGUACAGGCUGAUGGACAAAUCAGAUCAGGGCUUGAUGUCGUAAUUGCUGGAAUCCUAGGAGCCGAUGAGUUUGGAUUCUCGACUGCACCUCUGAUUACUCUAGGAUGCAUCAUGAUGAGAAAGUGUCAUCUUAACACAUGUCCUGUAGGAAUUGCCACCCAAGAUCCGGAGCUGAGAAAAAAGUUUGCCGGAGAACCAGAGCAUUUGUUGAACUAUCUUUUCCUGUUGGCCGAGGAAAUACGACAAAUUAUGAGCACGCUGGGUGUGAAAAAGUUUGAUGACCUGAUUGGUCAAACGAAGUUUCUUGGAAUCAAGCAGCCGUUAACCGAUAAAGCCAGAACCCUGGACUAUCACAGUAUCUUGCAUCGAGCGUCUGAUGACCAAACUGAGAUGGUAGGUGGGUGUGUAAAGCAAGAGUUCAAUCUAGAAAAUCGUCUGGAUUACCAGAUCUACAAGCAAGUGCUUCCAGUCAUCGAAGGUCAUCAGAAUCGAAUGGAGGUUCAAUACGAAAUCAAAAAUGUUGACAGGGCCUUUGGAGCCUCAUUGAGUUACUUCAUUUCUAGAAAGUACGGGGAGGCUGGUUUACCGGAGCAUUUUGGAGUUGAUAUUAAACUGAAAGGAUCAGCUGGUCAAGCUUUUGGUUCCUUCUUGGCAAAAGGGGUGCACCUUGAGCUGGAAGGCGAUUCCAAUGACUACGUGGGUAAAGGACUCUCGGGUGGUGAGAUUGUAAUAUUCCCUCCAAAGGAAAGUAUAUUCAAAUCGGACGGAUCAAUCAUCGUGGGAAACGUUUGCUUAUAUGGGGCAACUGAUGGGAAAGCUUUCUUCAGAGGACAAGCCUGUGAGCGGUUUUGUGUCAGAAACUCAGGAGCAAUCGCUGUUUGCGAGGGCUGUGGAGAUCACGGGUGUGAAUACAUGACUGGCGGUAUAGCAAUCAUAUUAGGAAGACCUGGGCGUAAUUUCGCUGCUGGAAUGUCAGGAGGAUUUGCUUUCGUAUAUGACGAGGAUCGUGUCUUUUCUUCUUUGUGCAACACGGAGACAGUCGAUUUGGAGGCACUCAACUUAAACGAAGAUCUCGAUCUGGUUCAUGGUCUAUUGAAGGAGUUCAAAGAAAAGACUGGAUCGGUGGUGGCUUCUGAGAUCUUAGCGUCGUGGCCCGAAUCCUGCAAAGACUUCCACAAAGUUUUCCCAAAAGAGUACAAACGUGCGCUCCGAGAUAUCGAAAUAAAGAGACAACAGGAGGCUGAAAAAGUUCUUGAAGUGAAGUCGGGAAAUGGCGACGUUAAAACAUCUCCGAGCAAGGAGAAAUCCUCUUUAGAUAUUGAAGACAUCAUUCAAAAUCCUAAAUUAGCUAAGAAGCUAAACAAAACUAAAGGUUUCAUGUUGUACAAAAGAGUGGACAAGAAUUACCGAGACGUGAAAGAUAGAAUGAAAGACUUCGGAGAGAUUCAGGAUCACAAGUUUGUGAAAGAUACUAUCAAGUAUCAAGCAGCGAGAUGCAUGGACUGCGGAGUCCCAUUUUGUCAGUCCGAGAGCGGAUGUCCCCUGGGUAACAUCAUUCCGACUUGGAACAACCUGGUCUUCCAAGGCAACUGGAAAGAAGCUUAUCUGCAGUUAGCACAAACCAACAACUUCCCAGAAUUCACUGGGCGUGUCUGCCCUGCUCCCUGCGAAGGUGCAUGUGUGCUUGGAAUCAAUGCUCCUCCAGUUAACAUCAAAAACAUUGAGAAUACAAUAAUUGAGACUGCUUUUGAAAAAGGCUUCGUCAAACCUCAGCAGAUCCCAUUCCGAACUGGACACAGAGUUGCCAUCAUCGGCAGUGGCCCAGCAGGUCUGGCAGCUGCCGCCCAGUUGAACAGCGCUGGUCACUGGGUGUUCGUUUUCGAACGCAAUGACAAAGCGGGCGGACUUUUAAGAUACGGGAUCCCAAAUAUGAAACUGGACAAGAAAAUUCUCGACAGAAGAAUUGAUCUGAUGAAAGACGAAGGUAUUACGUUUAUAACCAGCACAGAAAUCGGUAAAGAUGUCCCAGCGAAGAGUUUGAUGAAUGAUUACGAUGCUGUGCUUCUAACAGUAGGAGCAACUUGGCCACGAGGUCUUAACAUCCCAGGUAGCAAUGCUAAUGGGAUCCAUUUCGCAAUGAGUUUCCUGGAAACGUGGCAGAAACACCAGGGCAAAGGAAAGGACGAUAUUCUAAAGUUACUGGCUGCAAACAAAGACGUCAUCAUCAUCGGUGGCGGGGAUACUGGAAAUGAUUGUAUUGGAACCUCGCUAAGGCAAGGGGCCAAGUCUAUCACAAAUUUCGAAAUCUUACCGGAAUCACCCGAAUCCAGAGCAGACGAUAAUCCCUGGCCGCAAUGGCCGAGAAUAUUCCGAACUGAUUACGGUCAUGCUGAGGUCAAAGCUAAGUUCAAAAACGACCCGAGGCAAUAUUGCAUUUUGAGCAAAAACUUCACUGCUGAUGAAAAUAACAACCUGACUGGAGUUGAUACGGUGAAAGUGAAGUGGACGAAGGAUAACAGUGGAAGAUUUACCAUGAGCGAGAUUCCGGGAAGUGAAGCUCACUUCAAAGCAGACAUGGUGCUCCUCGCGAUGGGGUUCCUGGGUCCGGAGAAGACGAUAGCCUCUGAACUGAAACUCAAUUUGGACAACAGAGGCAAUGUCAAGUGCGGAGGCGACGGACCUAAGAAGUACACAACGUCUAUCAACCGAGUGUUCGCGGCCGGAGAUUGCAGACGAGGCCAGAGUCUGGUUGUGUGGGCUAUCAAUGAAGGUCGUCAAGCUGCAAGGGAGAUUGACAUUUUCCUAAUGGGAAAAACCACACUGCCGGUGACUGGAGGAAUCUCAAUGUGAUUGACAAAACUGUUCAAAAGACAUUUAGCAAGCUUUAAAAUAUAUAAAAAUGAUCAACGGUAACUGAAAUAUUUGAUAAUGCCUCUUUUUUGGCUGCUUUCACUUCCAACCAAGUCUCUGCAACAUUUUGAAUCCUUUGCAAUGCUCAUAUGCUGUUAAUUUGAGUUGUUCGUACGGUAACUUUGUAUCUGAAGCUAGAUUACGGUAAUUUGUAUCUGAAGCUAGAUUAGCUGUAUAUAUCUUCUGUCUUUGUAGCACUGUUGAACAUCUUAGAUCUCACUCGCAGUUUUCAAUCGCAAUCUGAAUUCGUGUUUUGAUUUGUAAUCAUCAUCAAUCACGCGAAAAUCAACUUUUCCAUCAUGAAGUGACCUCAGAUGCCGCCACUUUAGAUAGAUACUUCCAAGCUAGUUUAAUGUCCAUAGUGCCGAUAUUCUUUGUAGAGUACACUCUUUCUUGACGUUGACGUUUAUUCCCCGAUAUAGCUUUUCUUUUAAAAUUAACUAAGUGCUAAAUAUGAUGCAGAUUUCAAAUAUGAAUUGCCAAUAACCAAAUAGCUAUUACUAUUCAAGUUAAAUAUUUAACUUAUAUUGUGUCCUAUAUUGCUGUAAAUGGAUAAGUUGAAAAAAAUUAAGUCGAGCAAAAUGUGAUUUUCAAAAAUUUUUCGAAAAUUUUGCCGAACUUUUUUUAGGUCGACCAAAUUGAUUUUCAGAAGAAAAGCUCCCAGAACACUAUAAAGACCCAAUUUUGACCAAGGUAAUUUUUUGUUCUUUUUAAAGUCCAAUUGUUUUUCCGAUUACUAAAUGGAUGUUAACGCGAUAAUGUGCGAUGCUCUUAUUUUAAAAUGACUCAAUCUGUGAAAAGAAAAGCACUCAAUGGCCCUGUUUUUGUUUCAUUUUGGCUUUUCUUAUCCAUGGAGUAUGAUUGAUUCAGGAUUUUCUGUAGUAACCACAAGGUUUCUUGUUCAUUAACGCUUUAAACUAUCGUUUGGUUGCGUUGACUUGAUCCAAACAAAAUUCAAACGCAUGGCUUUGACAGUCGAACAGUAUUCUUUUAAAUAGAUGUUCCAAAGUUUAUGAUGCUAUCUAUUAAUUAACAUUAUAAAUUUAAUUUGCCGAAAUAUUUCAUUGAUAAUCAAUUGUAGCUCUGAUAUAAUAAAAGGUUCUUUGUAUGCCA